UCUCUCUGUAAAAAAGCUUGUUUCUUUUCUCUAGUCUCCUUUGUCUCUUGUAACCCUCUUCUAGUUUGGUCCUUGGUGUGUGCAGCAGUGCAUUAGUCACUCUCUCUCUGCCUGAAACGCACAGAGACAUCCCCAAAAUUAGUGCUCUUCUUCUCCUGAUCCUCAACUCCUUCUUCGUUAAACUUGUAGCUAUACUACUUCCUUAUAUAUCAGACAAAUCCUUGUAAAAGUCCUGCAAUUUUUACAGAGAUUCCAUCCAGGUCUCACACGUAACUUCCCCAUUCAAUGGAGAAAUCACCCUCACCCAUCCCCAUUCCUGAGAAAACCCCUCCACAGGACCUGCCAGAGGCGUCUCCAAAGCCUUACAAGAAAAGCUUUGUUACUACACUAAUGGAAGCCGCAACACUCCGCUCUCCUUCUUUCAAGGAAGACACCUACUUUAUCUCCCAGUUGAAGUCUUCUGAGAAGAAGGCGUUGCAAGAGCUGAAGGAUAAGCUCAUGGCUUCUUAUGGCCCUGACGGGGAAUGCGCCAUGUGGGGAAUCCCUCUUCUUGGUGGAGAUGAAAAGGCUGAUGUCAUUUUGUUGAAGUUCUUGCGAGCUAGGGACUUCAGGGUCUCGGAUUCGCUUCACAUGCUCGAAAAGUGUCUUGCUUGGCGGAAAGAGUUCUCCGCAGACAAUGUUGCGGAGGAGGACUUAGGUUUCAAGGAGCUUGAAGGAGUGGUCGCUUAUAUGCAUGGCUAUGAUAGGGAAGGGCACCCUGUUUGCUACAAUGCUUAUGGGGUUUUUAGAGACAAAGAUAUGUAUGAGAGAAUUUUUGGUGACGAAGAGAAGCUGAAGAAGUUUCUGAGAUGGAGAGUUCAAGUUCUGGAAAGAGGAAUAAAUCUUCUGCAUUUCAAGCCUGGCGGGAUCAACUCUAUUAUUCAGGUGACUGAUCUCAAAGACAUGCCCAAAAGAGAGCUUAGGGUUGCUUCAAAUCAGAUCCUCUCUCUCUUUCAAGAUAACUACCCUGAAAUGGUGGCUCGAAAGAUUUUCAUCAAUGUCCCAUGGUACUUCAGUUUGCUGUACUCAAUGUUCAGUCCAUUUCUAACUCAGCGAACUAAGAGCAAGUUCGUGAUCUCCAGAGAAGGAAAUGCAGCAGAGUCGCUAUACAAAUUUAUAAGGCCUGAAGAUGUUCCAGUACAGUAUGGUGGAUUGAGUCGACUCAACGAUUUGCAGAACGGUCCACCUAAACCAGCCUCCGAGUUCACUGUCAAGGGAGGAGAGAAAGUGAACAUUCAAAUUGAAGGGAUUGAGGCUGGUGCAACCAUAACGUGGGACCUUGUAGUGGGGGGCUGGGACUUGGAAUACAGUGCAGAGUUCGUGCCCAAUGCGGAGGGUAGCUACACCAUUGCAGUGGAAAAGCCAAGGAAAUUGAGCCCAUCAGAAGAGGCCAUUCACAACUUCUUCACAUCAAGGGAAGCUGGCAAAAUGGUACUUUCUGUGGAUAAUUCUGCUUCCAGGCGAAAAAAGGUUGCUGCUUAUCGUUAUAUUGUGCGCAAAUCAGCCCUGGUGUAGCUUUUCAAUAAGGGAGUUUGUAAGAGUAUUUGCCUUAAUUUUUGUUUUAUUUUGAUCCUUUUUUCCUUCUUUCCCUUUUAGGGGUUUAAUCAGUGAUUGUGAACUUUCUUUCCCUCAAGUCUACUUUUGAUAGUACUAAAUUGCUAAUGUGAUGUAUAAAUAUGGAGUUGUUAUUGUCAU
Molecule: messenger RNA, 1734 nt
Organism: Theobroma cacao (cacao)
Lineage: Eukaryota; Viridiplantae; Streptophyta; Magnoliopsida; Malvales; Malvaceae
Product: SEC14 cytosolic factor family protein / phosphoglyceride transfer family protein
Molecular function (GO): lipid binding
Source: RefSeq, a predicted model, not a curated record